Talpa occidentalis (Iberian mole) is the source of this 2068-nucleotide messenger RNA. RefSeq names its product zinc finger protein 579 (gene ZNF579). NCBI's taxonomy places the organism in Eukaryota, Metazoa, Chordata, Mammalia, Eulipotyphla, Talpidae. The record is from RefSeq and is a predicted model, not a curated record.
AUGGAUCCGCAGCCCCCGCCGCCCGCCCAGGGCAGCCCGCCUCACCGGGCGGGGCGGGGCCGGGGCCGCGGCCGGGGGCGAGGCCGGGGCCGCGGCCGAGGGGGCGCGGGAGCCCCCCGCGCGCCCCUGCCCUGCCCCACGUGCGGCCGCCUCUUCCGCUUCCCCUACUACCUCUCGCGGCACCGGCUGAGCCACUCGGGCCUGCGGCCCCACGCCUGCCCGCUGUGCCCCAAGGCCUUCCGCCGGCCGGCGCACCUGUCCCGCCACCUGCGCGGCCACGGCCCGCAGCCCCCGCUGCGCUGCGCCGCCUGCCCGCGCACCUUCCCGGAGCCGGCCCAGCUGCGGCGCCACCUGGCCCAGGAGCACGCGGGCGGCGAGGUCGAGCUGGCCAUCGAGAGGGCGGCCAAGGAGGCGGCCGAGUCCGCGGGCUCGCCGGACCCCGGCGCCGAGCAGCCCGGCCCCGCGGCGGCCGCGGGCUCCGCGGAGGAGGCGGCGUGGCCCGAGCCCUGGCCCGCGGGGGAGCCGGCCCCGCAGGCGGCCCCCGCGGGCGCGGAGCCCCGGGAGGCGGAGGCGGCGGCGGCCGCCGAGGCCGGGGCCGCGGAGCUGCGGGCCGAGCUGGCGCUGGCGGCCGGGCGGCAGGAGGAGAAGCAGGUGCUGCUGCAGGCCGACUGGACGCUGCUGUGCCUGCGCUGCCGCGAGGCCUUCGCCACCAAGGGCGAGCUGAAGGCGCACCCGUGCCUGCGCCCCGAGGGCGAGCAGGAGGGCGAGGGCGGGCCGCCGCCGCGGCCCAAGCGCCACCAGUGCCCCGUCUGCCUCAAGGCCUUCGCGCGGCCCUGGUCGCUGUCCCGCCACCGGCUGGUCCACUCCACCGACCGCCCCUUCGUGUGCCCGGACUGCGGCCUGGCCUUCCGCCUCGCCUCCUACCUCCGCCAGCACCGCCGCGUGCACGGCGCGCUCAGCCUGCUGGCCCCGCUGCCGGCGCCCAAGAGGGACGACAAGGCGGCCGGCGGCCGGCACUCAGGGAAGGGGCCCGAGGGCGGCGAGGGCGCCGCGGCCGGCGGCGAGGGCGGGCAGAACGGCGGGGAGGCCGCCCCGGCCCGGCCCCCCGCCGGGGAGCCCCGCUUCUGGUGCCCCGAGUGCGGCAAGGGCUUCCGGCGCCGCGCGCACCUGCGGCAGCACGGGGUCACCCACUCCGGGGCGCGCCCCUUCCAGUGCGUGCGCUGCCAGCGCGAGUUCAAGCGGCUGGCCGACCUGGCCCGCCACGCGCAGGUCCACGCGGGGGGCCCGGCGCCGCACCCCUGCCCGCGCUGCCCGCGCCGCUUCUCGCGCGCCUACAGCCUCCUGCGCCACCAGCGCUGCCACCGCGCCGAGCUGGAGAGGGCGGCCGCGCUGCAGGCGCUCCAGGCGCAGGCCCCGCCCUCGCCCCCGCCGCCCCCGCCGCCCCCGCCGGCCGGCCAGGACGAGGCGGGGCUCCCGCUGGCCCCCGCCCUCAUCAAGGAGGAGCCGCCCUCCCCCGGGACCCCGCCCCAGUCGCCGCCGGCGCCCCCGGUCUUCCUCAGCGCCUCCUGCUUCGACAGCCAAGACCACUCCGCCUUCGAGAUGGACGAGGAGGAGCUGGACAGCAAGGCGCACCUGCGCGGGCUGGGGGGCCUGGCCUCCUGACCCCACAGCCACCCCGUCCCCUCCGCGGGAGCCCCCCGGUUUGCCAGGCGGAGGAGGGCAGCCGAAGGCGAGCCCCCUCCUCUGCCCACCCGCCCCUCCUCCCCUUCCAGCGCGCGACACUAAGCAGAGGGGGGUCCUGGAUCGCCCCUCCCUCCCCACCGCCCUCGGCCCCCCAUGCUGGCUAGGAACUGCUCACCCCAACACGUGUCUUAAGGCAGGAGGACUUGGAAAGGAGGCGGAGGACACUUGGCCGGAGGACGGAGACUGGCGGGGCCGCCCCCCGCCGGCCGUCCCCACUGUACACACUGGACACCACCAGCUCUUUGGCCUGCCAGACCCGGGGCCCCGUGAGCAGAGGUCUGUCCCUGUCCCCGUGUCUGUCUGUGAAUAAAUGUGAGUUCGUGAA